AUGUCGGAUUCCGCUUCUAGUUCUACCGUAAACAUUAAAACGGAAAUUGUUCGUCUCGUUGAGAUUCAAGGAGAGAAGGCUGAAUUACUUUCCUACUUCACUAAGCAUAAAGAUCAGCAAGAUGAUGCGUUGUCAGAUCUUAAUUGUUUUGAUACGGAUGAAAAUAAACUUGCUUAUCUUAGAACUUUCUUGAAGCCUGCUGACACAAGUUCCUUAGACCGAGUUUAUUUUUUCGUAGACAAUUCUAAUGUUACGAUAGAAGGCGUGUACUUCAUACGCAGUCAAAAACUACUUGAUCGCUUUUUGAGUAGUAAUAAUAAAAUAAUCUUCGAUUACGGACUAUUGUUCAAGAAAAUUAGGGGUAACCGUGAAUUAGGUGGUAACCCAGUAAUUGUAUGCUCUGAGAUUUCGCCUAAUGAUUCAAUCCAUAAUCAAGGCUACAAUGUUAAAGUCCUUAAACACAAUUAUAUGGGAAAAGAAAAGGGGUAG
Funneliformis geosporum is the source of this 489-nucleotide messenger RNA. The record is from the annotation of a GenBank genome assembly. Lineage: Eukaryota; Fungi; Glomeromycota; Glomeromycetes; Glomerales; Glomeraceae.